Molecule: messenger RNA, 5802 nt
Organism: Magallana angulata
Lineage: Eukaryota; Metazoa; Mollusca; Bivalvia; Ostreida; Ostreidae
Product: collagen alpha-3(VI) chain-like
Exons: 21
Coding region: 794-5497 (1567 amino acids)
Biological process (GO): homophilic cell-cell adhesion
Cellular component (GO): membrane
Molecular function (GO): calcium ion binding
Source: RefSeq, a predicted model, not a curated record
UUAAUUAUGUGUUAGAUAUAAUCCCUAAUAAGAAUGUUAUCUAAGUUGAUCAUCUGGAACAAAUGGUGCAUGCAACCAAUAUGCUUAAAUUUGGAAUUCGGUUACAGUUUAAACAUGAACUGAGAAAUUAUCAAAAUUAUUUAUGCCUGGUACAUAAAUUAUGGCUUGAAUAUAAGUACAUUCACAAACUAUCUCACAAACGUUAGUUCUUUUUUUUUAAUUUACUUUUAUAUGACACAGCAAUGUGUAAAAGUUUCUAACGAGAAACAAUAUCCUACAUCUAUGUUUCAUUUACAACAAAUGACAGAUUUAGUUAAACGAAAUGUAUUCAAUUUGGUAAUCAGGACUCUGAGAUGAUUUUGAUAAUGUGCUGUAAAGGUAGCAUUAAAAAUAUUGCGAUCAUAUCACUUUUAAAGGACCGUUUUAAUUAUCUGUACUAUAAAUUGCGAAUAGUUAAAGGUCUUAAAAUGCACAUCGCUACAGACGGUCAACUACCAGUGUGCUUGGGCCAUGUUAAAUAAGUCACUGCAUUACAGACAUUGCCCUCCAGCUGAGUUUUAUAAAUUGCGCUUGCCGAAUCUUGUUCCCUUGUUUCGCAAGUACCCAAGUACCAAGAGAUUGGCUUUGAAGUAAGAUAAUAGAUAUUUUUCAUACAGAGUCGAGGUCUAUUUAACCCUGGGUUUGCGUAAUUGUGUUUUACAUUUUUGACCAAUUUAUUAUUCGAGAACACAUUUGUAGUCUACGAAACGGGCAAUAAUUUUAAAGACAGGAACACAAUGCAUCUAUUUUAAAGAUGGGAAGAAUGUAUAUUUUCUUAGGUUUAAUGAAGGCAUUCCUAUGUGUGAUCAUCAUUCAAACAGUGGAGAGUAUCUCCUAUACCCUGACCCAGGGAGAUACACGCUCUAUUUCCUGCUCCUCUUCACAGUACAUCGACAUCACAUACGGAAGAUAUUACUGUUGGUAUAGUGGAUCAACUGUCACCUCAAAGAUUCGAACAAACUGUAACUACAACUAUUACUGCACCAUAAAAGCGCAAAAUGCAUGGCUAGAUAUCAACCCAUGUUCCGGUACAACAAAAACUCUUACGUGGACUUAUUACUGCAGGUCAAUUUGGGGAAGCUGGGGAUCUUGGUCCUCUUGUCCUGGAGACUGUACCACCCACAACCUUGUCCGGUACAGAAGCUGUGUCAAACCGAAUGGAGGGUGUGGAUCAGCCCCAGCGGAUUAUAUCGCUUGUAAAAGACUCGGAUGUUACUCUUCGUCAGAAAUCAGCAGAAGUACCCCCGAUAACAAGGUGUACUAUAGCCUGACCACCGACUGUUUCGUGGCCACAGGAAGAACGUCCGUUGCCUUUAGAGGAAGGGCAAACAAUGAUCUUCAUAUCGCGUUGGGAAGUGUAGACAGCGUAACCAGCGGUACCCAUUACGAAUUCAUUAUCGGAGGGUGGGCUAACACCCGAUCUGAAAUUAGAUUCCAAAUUGAUUCUGGGACAUGUGUUUCUUAUAGUGGAUCUGUUUUUAGCCAAACAUAUUUCGACGAAUUUUGGAUUUCUUGGAUUGGAAAUUAUAUCCGUUUCGGAACAGGGAGUAAUCCAGGGAGUAAUGUUCUCAUGAGUUGCUAUCAUUCGACUCCAUACGACGUCAAUUUUAUCUGGAUUAGGUCAGGAUGGGGCUCCACAGGCGAAUGGAGAUUCCCAAAUGAUGUUGCAUGCAAACACGUUACUAAUUCCGAUGUCAGCAUUACCACAGAUGACACAUCCUGCAACGGAAGGAGUUACUACGCUUGUAACUCUGGAUACAAACAGGUCGCAGGAAACACACAACGUACAUGUGGAUUUGGCGGAAUUCUGUCUGGGUAUCCACUUGUCUGCUCUGUUUCGACAUGCAAAAUCGACAUAGUGUUCAUCGUUGAAGCUUCGGCCUAUACUUCCUCGAUUCAUUCAGCAUUAAUGGCAGCUAUUGGCGAUUUGGCGGGAAGUCUACAAAUUUCAACAAGUAAUAUUUUAGCUGGAGUCAUUACAUAUGACGAUACUGUGGACCUAAACAUCGACCUCGAUGACUACUACUACUCCGCUUCGACACUGGAUAGCUCCAUUACAUCAAUACCAAUAUCAAACGCCGCAUCUACCGUAAACCUGGCUGAAGCUCUGCGAGUUGGAUUUUACGACUUUUUCACAUUAUCCAAAGGAAACAGAUUCACAGCUUUCAGACAUUUCGUCGUGAUUGCGAAAACAUAUUCUUCACAGACAGGUGCCACAGUGGCUGAUCAAAUCAGAAUGAACCUAAGAAAUCAACUCUUUACCGUUGGUAUUUCUCCGUCUGCUUCAUUAAUCACCGAUUUAAAAGCAAUCGCUGGUGACGAUAGCAGACACUUUGAAGUUAGUUCUCCAGAUGAUUUGUAUACCAAAUUCAACAACAUUCUUCAGAAAAUCGCUGUUUGUCCCGAUAUAACCUUUGAGCCUAUGACAGUUGAAUGUGAACUGGAUAUUGUGUUCAUCGUAGAAAGAUACAACUUACGAUACACAAAAAGAUUCCUAGCGGAGUUAAUGGACAACAUAACUAUUUCAAGUACUGGCAUUAAAGUCGGUAUGGUUUUAUUUGAUUCUGGUGCGUCAACUGUAUUUAGACUAAACUCUCAUACUUCCUCUGAAUCUGUUCGAGAUGACAUAGAAAAGAUUUCAGAGACGAAUCAUACCGAUCAUUUGGUAGACAAAGGGUUGAUAGAAGCCCGGGACAAUGUGUUUACCUCCACUGGGGGAGAUCGUACGGAUGCCAGUAACUACUACGUGAUUAUUGUCGGACCAUUCGAAAGUUAUCCGGAAGCUGUAGCAAAGGACAUAAGGAGUAGUGGGAGCAACUACAUCUUUUCAAUUCAUAUUGGUAACCAGUACCAAACCGAAUACCAGAAGGCCGUUGAUACAUGUGGAGACUACACCAAAUACACAAAUGUUGAUUCUUACGAGAAUCUGAUUAACAUUAAAAAUGACAUCCUUCAAAAAAUCACAUCAUGCGAGAGCGUAAACAUAACCAUCCCAGACUGUCCAUUAGACAUUGUUUUCAUCAUGGAGGAUACAGAUGAACUAAGUGCUACGGAAUUUAACGACAUGAAAAGCUUUUUUGUGAGUUUGGUGUCCCGUAUGACCAUUGGAGACACUGCAAUUAAGAUAGGGGUUGUGACUUACGCUGAUGGGGCCACCACUGUUUUCCCGUUGAACCAGUACUCUACAGCCAAUGGAGUCAUUAUGGGAAUCACUAACAUUAACCAGGGAAGUAAUGCCUACAACAGGAGCAGCCGUUACGUGGAUAGAGCCCUGAAAUAUAUUCAGAUGGAAUUCUUUACCACAGGGAAUGGGGACCGUUCUAACGCCGCCAACUACUACAUCCUUCUGACUGGUGGACCGUCUGCCGGAAAUAAAGCUGCUGCAUUUGGAUCGGCAAUUAGAUCUAUAGCCUCCAGUAAUAUAUUCAUUGUCGGUGUAAACAUUUCCUCGAGUGAUGACUCUGAAUUUCUUGAUACUGUGGAUGACGACAAAUACCUGAAGGCCGUCAACUUUUCUGUUCUUCAAUGUAUCAACGAUGUGGUCGUUCCCAAUAUCACUCAGUGUCCAGACUCGGUCACCCCGGCUAGUUUAGUCUCUCCAAGUUGCCAACUUGAUAUCGUUUUUAUCAUGGAAAAAACAGAAACGUCUUCCCAUGAGAACUACGUGUUCCUGAAAAGUUUCUUCUCCAACAUAGCACUACAGUUGGAUGUAUCCAGUAGCACUAUACGUAUUGGAGUCGUUACGUACGACACAGAUGCGUACACAACAAUCGCCCUAGAUACCUACAUGACACCUACAGAUAUCAGCUACCAGAUUCUGAAAUUACCGGAAGGUACAGGCAAAAGAAACAUGAUCGACAAAGCUUUGAUUCACACCAAAAAUAACUUCCUUACAGCAGCUAAUGGAGACCGUGCGAGCGCUGCUAAUUAUUACGUGUUCGCCAUAGACGGAGUAAGAAGUGGUGCCUCUAUCCAGGCGGAAUAUAUUAUGAAAGGAUGGCCCAGCACAGUGUUUGCUAUCGAUAUUAACAGUGGUUAUGAAAAAGAGUAUAGAAGAACAGCGGGGGUUAAUAGUCGAUAUUUUUAUGCAUCUUCUUAUGCGAAUUUAUCCGCCAUCGAGUCUGACGUCAUCGCAGCCAUUACGAAAUGUCCUGUGCCACAACCAGUGACGACAACUGACGGUUCUCUCAUGUUCGCUGAUGUCUCUGCUCCUUGCUUAAACAGUCUCAUCUAUCUUUACCCGGAAGACCUUACAGAAGGAAAAGACGGCGGACAAAAUAUGAUGUACUUGAUGACUGAUUUUGUGUAUACCAUAACAAGUUGUUCCCGCAUCACUUCAUGGGAAUUCUCCCAUUGGAAAUCUGGAUACAUUGACUUCAUGGUCUGGAGGCCAAGUGGUAGUAAUUAUAAACUGGUGGCUUACAACACUAUCUAUGUUUCAGGUAAAAAUACUACAACAUACACGGUGGUUGAGUACGAGAGGAUUGCUGUUCUAGAUGGUGAUCUGAUCGGGUGGCGGAGCAAGGGAGAUAAUUUAGUUACAAGUGGGCCAUGUUUAGGACCAUGUGCGGAGGGAUACAAAGUGACACCAAACAAUGUUCAAAUCGGAGAGGAGUUCGAUUGGAAAAACUCGGGCACGUCGAUCAAUGGAACUGCAUAUGCUAUUAAAGCAUGCCUAGAAGACAAUACAGCAAUAUCAUUUUCUACAUCGACAAUCAGCGCAAAGAUACCUGACCACUUACCUGUCGGAUCUUUUGUGACGUUACUGGAGCCAGACGGUGCAGACUACGCUGAAGUCGUUAAUUAUACCGUCUUGCAACACUCCUCAUAUUCAAAUUCUAUGGAAUAUUUCACGGUGGACGAAACAUCGGGCCAAAUAACAGUGGCUAAAAGAUUCCUGAAAGCCAAAGUGAAGAGUGACUAUGCCUUCCUUGUCAGGGCUAAAGAUUCUUGUAAUACCACUGCAACGGCGACAGUUUCUAUUCAAACACAGAAUAUGCCCCCUGAAGUCCUUGGUAUGCCAAACGUUAUCUCCAUAACCGAGGAAACUGAGGGAGAUGCAAAAUUGUACACAACAAUUGUUGAAGAUCCCAGCGGGGAUAGCGUUUGCUGUUCAUUAGAGAGUACGUUACCGAAGACGAACAAUUUUGUGGUUUUCGGCAAUGACACAGGAAUCCGUGUCAAUUAUUCCGUCAUGGCCAGCGAAUCACCUGCAUUUUCUUACAGACAAUAUAAUUCUUACAUCGUAAAGUUAUGUUGUGACGACGACGAAGAUAAAUCUACCGGGGUACUUAUUGUCAACAUCAAGAAACCCAACAAAACAACAACGUAUGAGCCACCAGGGUGGUUCAUGCUCUCAAUAGGAAUAUCCUGUGUGCCUAUUUUCCUCAUGGCAUUGAUGGCGUGUGUUGUGCUCAUCCAAACUAUGUUUGUACCAGAAGAAUUGAAGAAAAAAUAAAUGACUUUCCACCUCUUAAUAUACAGCUUAAUUUGAAGCAUCGGUAUUCAGAUUCUUCUCUCAUUUUUGUUUAUAUUGAUUAUUUUCUUAUUUCAUAUUUAGCAAAUGUAUACAUUGACAUCGUGUGAGUUGUGUUACACUUUUGUCUAUAUUUCUAUGAAAUAUAUAAUUAAACUGCUUUUAUCAUAUUAAAAGUCUAACCAGAUAGAUAUGGUAAAUACUAAUUAAAUAUGUCAUGACAUGAUAGUACCAAAGUUAAUAUUAUGUAUUGUCCCUCCAUUUACAUAAAAUGUUCAAUAACAUAU